This is a messenger RNA of Marchantia polymorpha subsp. ruderalis, 2417 nucleotides long. The record is from the annotation of a GenBank genome assembly. NCBI's taxonomy places the organism in Eukaryota, Viridiplantae, Streptophyta, Marchantiopsida, Marchantiales, Marchantiaceae.
GAUCCAGCCCUCGGUCACCUUCGUUAGUUGCCUCCUCACCCCGUCAGUUUUUGUCUUCUGAUCUCGUACAUGUCAAAGACUCUUUCAUGUAAAGUCCAACGAGGUUUUGUGAACAAUUUUCGAACGAAGAAUCUCGUAGUUGCUGCGCUUGGAUUCAUGAUCAUCCAGCUGCAGGCUUGGACAGUCUGAAUUUGUUCGCGGCUUGGGGGUAAUUCUUACUCAGGGUUGGACUUACUGAACGAUGGCUGCGAACGCAAACUGGCAGGAUGGGAAUACCAAGGGCGAGCCUGGCUCGUCCUUACAUGGAGUCACUGGUCGAGAGCCCGUGUUCCAGAUGACGAUGGAGACUGUGGGCGAGAAGGAAGCCACUGACCUCAAGGGGAGGAAGUUCGCUCUUCCGGUCGAUUCUGAGCACAAGGCUAAGACCGUGAGGCUAUACUCUGUGGCUGCUCCUCACAUGAGGACUUUCCAUCUGUCGUGGAUCGCCUUCAUGAUCUGCUUCUUCUCCACCUUCGCCGCACCGCCUCUCAUGCCCGUCAUCCGUGACAACCUCGGACUCACCAAGGUGGACAUUGGCAACGCCGGCAUCGCCUCGGUGGCUGGAGCUGUGGUGUCUCGGCUUCUCAUGGGCACCAUCUGCGACCUCGUCGGGCCUCGCUACGGCUGCGCAAUCCUCAUGAUGAUCACGGCGCCCGCCAUCUUCUGCAUGCCUCUGGUGUCCACUCCGGUGGGAUUCAUCCUGGUGCGAUUCUUCAUCGGUUUCUGCCUGGCGACGUUCGUGUCGUGUCAGUUCUGGAUGAGCUCCAUGUUCAACAGCAAAAUCGUGGGAAUCGCCAACGGAACGGCAGCUGGAUGGGGGAACAUGGGUGGAGGUAUUGUUCAGCUGGUGAUGCCCCUGGUGUUCGACAUCAUCCGCCGAGACAUCGGGUCAGAGAAGUUCACAGCCUGGAGGAUCGCCUUCUUCGUCCCCGGCGUGCUGCAAGUGAUGAUGGGAUUGCUGGUGUUGACCCUGGGCCAAGAUUUGCCCGACGGAAACUAUGCUGAGCUGAAGAGAGAGGGCGAGAAAGUGAACGACAGCUUCCAGAAGGUAUUUCUGUACGCAGUCACCAACUAUCGCACGUACAUUUUUGCUCUGACCUACGGCUAUUGCUUCGGAGUGGAGCUCACAGUCGACAACAUCAUCGCCGAGUACUUCUACGAUCGCUUCGACCUGAACCUGCAAACUGCUGGAAUCAUCGCAUCCACAUUCGGGCUCAUGAACUUGUUCUCUCGCCCUCUGGGAGGAGUCCUGUCUGACGUUGUGGCUGCGAGGUGGGGAAUGAGGGGCCGCCUCUGGAAUCUAUGGAUCAUCCAGACGGUGGGAGGAGUUCUGUGCAUCGUUCUGGGCCUGACGGGUCAGCUGGGACCUGCCAUCGCCGUCAUGCUCAUCUUCUCGUUCUUCGUCCAGGCAGCUUGCGGUGCCACCUUCGGUGUCAUUCCAUUCAUCUCCAGAAGAUCACUCGGAAUCAUCUCUGGCGCCACUGGAGCAGGUGGAAACAUUGGAGCUGUGACGACUCAGGGGAUCUUCUUCAUGAGCUCCAAGUACACAACUGAGGACGGGAUCAUGCUGAUGGGCAUCAUGAUUGUGGCCUGCACUCUGCCGGUUAUCUUCGUCCACUUCCCGCAGUGGGGAAGCAUGUUCUGCCCUCCGUCCAAGGCCACGGAGGAAGAUUAUUACAUCUCCGAGUGGAGCAAGGAAGAGCAAUCCAACGGUCUCCACCAUGCUAGCAUGAAAUUCGCCGAAAAUUCCAAGUCCGAACGAGGUCGUCAAUCGCCCCCAAGAUCCAAAGAAGAAACCGUUGGUGUGGAUAGACUCUGACAGUUGUGGACAGGCAUUACCAAUGUAAUAAUUCUCAAUUCACCCUGCAUCUGUGCGAAUGAACUUUUCUCAGCUCCCAUUCAACUCUCCUAUGAGAAAUCGGAUGUAUUCUUCAUCCUUACAGGAAUUGUUUCUGUCUCGGGUACUUAUAAUAGAUUUAGUUUCACCCGAGAGAUGUUUAGCAUGAUGGAUAUAUUUCGAAUCGGUAACAUGAAAGUAGUUUGAGUUACGUACAUAUGUGUUAUCACUUAACUUUUUUGUAGGGGUUGCACCAGAUGGUGAAAUGCAGCGACUGAAAACCCUAAAUGAAAUGAAAUGUUACGAGGAGUAUAUAGAUUAUGUAGGUCAUAGGAGGCAGAUGAAAUUAAACAUGUGUUAAUACUAUUCCUGUUAGUUGUUUUUGCAUAGAACGUACAUUAGCAGUGAUAUACAUGUCGACUAGAGGCCUGGAAUAUGUUAGCCUAAUAAGGUGAGCAAAUGCUUUUGCCAUGGCUGACAGGAAUUUAGAUCUGAAUAGAGCUGUGAUGAUAUAGAAGGCCGGAUCUACUCAGUUAUAAAA